Messenger RNA from Trichosurus vulpecula (common brushtail), 4826 nucleotides. It is a transcript of the gene MAP1LC3B, whose product is annotated as microtubule associated protein 1 light chain 3 beta. The transcript has 4 exons. Gene Ontology annotation, molecular function: ubiquitin protein ligase binding. The coding region runs from base 362 to 739 and encodes 125 amino acids. Gene Ontology annotation, biological process: autophagy of mitochondrion; cellular response to nitrogen starvation; macroautophagy. Gene Ontology annotation, cellular component: autophagosome membrane; cytosol; autophagosome. The record is from RefSeq and is a predicted model, not a curated record. Lineage: Eukaryota; Metazoa; Chordata; Mammalia; Diprotodontia; Phalangeridae.
GCCGCGAGCUAGGGCCGGCCGAGCGCAGCCGGCGCCCAGAGCGCUUGCGCACCGGCCGCUCAGACGCAGGGGUACAACCACCUCCGGCUCCCAGCUCGCGUUCCGCCACGCUCGCCAUGGCGGCCCCGCGGACCUCCCGCUAGCCCCGCCCCUCUGUGACGCGCCGGGGGUCACCUGACCCGGCUGCGGGGCUUCGGGGACAGAAGGGAAGUCGUUGCGGCCGGAGGGGCACCUCAGAAGCCUCCGUCUCCGUCUUCGCCGUCGCCUCCUCGGUCUCCGCCGCCAGAACCAACGCCGCCCCCGGACCCGUCCGACCCGUCGAAGCCCGCUCCCCCUCCCCGGCCCUCCCCUGCCCCGCACGAUGCCUUCCGAGAAGACCUUCAAGCAGCGCCGGACCUUCGAACAAAGAGUAGAAGAUGUGAGACUUAUUCGAGAGCAGCAUCCUACCAAGAUCCCGGUGAUAAUAGAAAGAUACAAGGGUGAGAAACAACUUCCUGUGCUGGAUAAAACCAAAUUCCUUGUACCAGAUCAUGUCAACAUGAGUGAGCUAAUCAAAAUAAUUAGAAGGCGCCUACAGCUGAAUGCUAAUCAAGCUUUCUUCCUAUUGGUGAAUGGACACAGCAUGGUGAGCGUUUCAACACCUAUUUCUGAAGUGUAUGAAAGCGAGAAGGAUGAAGAUGGAUUCUUGUAUAUGGUGUAUGCCUCUCAGGAGACGUUUGGAAAGAAAUCUUCGGUGUAAGACCUAGUACAAAGCUUCUAUACUAGAAUUUUUUAAGCCCUCACCCAGGAAAAAAGGGAUGUUACCAACUGAAAUUGAUCAGUUCAUCUAAUCACAGUUCACCAAAAUAGAAGUAUUACCACUAUAGGGGUUUUUAGUAAGUUGUCUCUUGUAUUACAUGCAUAUGUAAUAAUACAUGUUCAAUUCCAAAAGCAUAUACAGUACAGCUUUGGAAAACUCCUAUUUCACCGAGGAUAUCUUGUUUUUAAGUUUUAGGUUUAGAACAGAUAUUGCAUUCUAAGUUGCCAAUAAAAUGGACAUUUGAAUUGCUGUAGUGACUUUUUUUAAAAAUAGGAAUUUCAAUUCCAGUGGUAACCUUUAAGCAUUUAGUGAAACAAGUCUUUGUUCAUGGAAACUGCUGAUUUUUAUAGGAAGGUUUCUCUUUGACUGUGUACCUUUAAGUAGGCUUGUCAAAUGUCAUAUCUAUUUUUUUAAAGUCCAUUUACCGUCAGUGGUUGCAGCAAAACAGGGUAAAUGGGGGGCAAAAAAGUCUAGCUUAUUCUGGAAUCGAUGCAUCGAUUCCAACUUAGUGAACCAACUUUCUUGCUGUCACUUAUUUGUUUUCUAGUCAUACAGAGAAACACCAAGGAUUCUAUGGGUAAAUCGAAUGAUUUCUUUUAAAUGCUUGGCUUCCAGAAAGUCCUGAGAACAGAAGAAGGGCAUUUCUUUUAUUACGAAUUUGCUCUGAUUUAGAUUCUCAAAUCAAUGACUAUUUCAUUAAACAACUGCACCAGAAUAAGUCUUUGCUGAUGCAGUUAGAAACUACAUCCUAGAACUUUGGAGCAUUAAAAUUCAUUUUGCACUCCCUUGCACCUUUUGGGUUAAGUCUGUAGUCUGAUUUGUUAGGUUUCAAGUGGAAAAGUAACUGCUUCACUAAAAUACUUUAUUAAAAUUUUAACUGUAGGCAUACUUCAGCUAUCACUGUUAAUCAUUAAAACUCCUCCAGCCAGUUUACGUGCAUGUCAUUUUGUAAAGGAGACUGUAGCAAAGGGGUAAUAGCUGCUUUCAACAAUGUCGGUUUAUUUAAUAUCUUGAACAAAGGAUGAUAAGUGCUUCCUGCUACUUGCAUGGGGUUGACAACUUAUUUUCAUGGAGUGUCACAAAAAGUUCAUUGUUAUACCACUUGGCCUAAGUAUGUAUGUAGCAGAUCAGCUAAAAUUACCCUUGUAUAUUUAGAUGUGUGUGAAAUAUCUACAACUUUUAGUGAAAGUUAUUUACUAUAAUGGAGAAAAGCAAUAUUACUGCAUCUUGGCACUAUAGAUAAUAAAUGUAUACAACUUGUUGCCUUUGUUCACCUUCUGCAUGCAUCUGUCCAUAGUGCUAAAUUUUCUGAGUGUAUUUUUACUGCAUUGUAAAUUCUUAAUCAACCUGUCUUGUUAGGUUGUGUAAGAUGUUCAUGUUUAACAAAACACCUGACAUCAGUCUUGUAAUUGCUGUGAUCAGUAAGGUUCCUGUAAGAUAUGUUGCUUUUUUAAUUUAAUACAGUGCGGACAGGGAUGAAUUAUAUCCCAAAUUAACCUGAGUAGUAGUUUUAUUUCUAGGAUGUUUAAAAUUUAAGUAAAUUUUGAUCAGGCAGGGUAAAAAAAAAACAAAGCUCAAAACUCAAAAUGCAAUAUAAUUUUUUAUGAAAGGGUUCUAGGAUGUCACAUACUGUCCAAAAUGUAGCAUUUUCAACGAAUAUGUAAAAAGUACAAGUUGGAUGAGCAGAAUUCCAGGGUAAUUCAUGAGAACUAAAAAGGAUCAAGAAAUCACUGCAGUUUGCAGUGGCGAUUGACUGUAGUAAUUGAGAGAGGUGUAGGGAUGACAUAAAUAAAGGUAAUUGGAGAAAAAAAGCAGAGGGAGAGGAGGGAGGCUAGGCACACCAGCAUCACUGCUGCUCUUCUCUAAGCCAAUUUGAAAUGAGAAAAUGGCUCAUGGAGGUCAGUGGAAAAUCUGGAACAGGUUCUAGUAACCUAGUAGGACACACUUUUCUGAAAAUCACUAGCAGAAAGUUUAUAACAACUCAACCAGUUUUAGCCCAGCUUUAACUGAGAGCCACAAAAUUCUGUCUGUCCCACAAGGGUUAGGCACAGGAUAUAAGUGAGCUUCCUGAUUACAACUGUUUCUGAGGUUGGCUGUCUAUACUAAGUAGCCACACUGACUUCUGGAUUCCACAGUGAUAAUACUGUGUGUUACACCUUAUAAUGUUCCAAUCCCCUUCUAUCCCAGGUAAGCCCCUUGAAACCUGGUUGAGACUGGCCAUUUGCUAAAAAUCUCCAGAAGCCACAUGACCAGCUUUUCCUUUUUUUACUGGUAUUUACCGAUGGAAACAUACCAAAUACAAUAAAUAGGAUUUAAGGUGUCAGGGUAAAGGUCUUUCCAAGGCAUUUCAGGGUUUUUUUUUUCCCCUAACUGCUUCUUAGAAAACUUUUUUGGCCUAUUUCAUUUCCCAUUUUCAUAAAAGCUUGUUAACGGAAAUUCCUUAAUCACUAAACCCUUCUUGUAGUGUUUGUAUUCCUCUUUAGGAACUGAUGUAGAGUUACUUUACAUGUUAAUUGGACAACAAGCAGCAGGCAGAAUCUCAUUGGGGCGGAGGGAGAGGAGGAAGACUACAAAGUUAAUCGUAGUUUGCUUCAUGUCAUAGCCUCUCCUUGAUUAAAGAUGGACCAUAUAUACACAUUGGGCCAUAAACCAUCUCAGGUCAACUAGAGCGGUAAUUUAGCUAAUGUGUAUCGCUAGAUUUCAGAGAUGUUCUUGUAGAAACCCUGUUGAAAAUUUAAUGCCAGUUAAUUACCAUUCCAUUUGCAAAAUGUGAGGAAAGGAAAGUUGUUCUUGGGAGUCAAUGACCUGAAGACUUUUUUCUGAAAUGUCUUUUCUCAAAAUGACAAGAUCUAAUUCAAUGGCACACUAAGCCUGUUUUUAAUUUUUAUUUUCAGUACAUUAAAUUUACUCAUAAAAACAUUCUAAAAAUGUACAAUUUUUCCUUUUUAACAAAGUAUAAUAAAACAUAAAAACCCCAAUAACAGAAUACUUGACAUUUACAAUUCAAAAUCAAAUUAGCGGAAUAUUAAAUAUUUACAAAACUAUAUUUUUAAAAAAUAUUUAUAAAGUUACAUGCAUUUUGUAGAAUUGUGACAAAAUAAUGGCUCAAAAAUGGGAUAAUUUUCCUUCAUUCCUAACAUAAAAUUAUGUCCGAGAGUCUGAAGUUUAACUUGUACUUGAGUACAUAAGGUUUGCUUUCACAUUCAGUACCAAAUGCCUUUUGUGUAUGAACUUAUAAACGUAGAAAAUUUGAUGAGGGCUGUUAACAAUACACGUUUAUGUGGUUACAUCUGAGGAUUUAUUACCUUUGCCCCACUCCCUCAAAGUUAAUAUUGUAGUAACAUUUACCUUUGGCCUCAACCAGCACAGUAUAUAUACACAUAUAUACACACCUAUGUGUGUGUGUGUAUACAUAUAUACAUAUAUAUGAAUAUUGCAAGUGUUAAACAGUUCAAUAUGCUCUUUUUCAUUAAGACCCUUGGGAUUUUUUUUUUUUUAACAAUUAAGCCUUCCUUCAGAAUCCAUGGCUUUCAAUGUAAACUAUUUGAUUUGUUCUUUGGGACUAAUCCACAGUGAACAACUAUGGACAACAAAACUCACUUAUGCACAAGGAUUAUUUUUCUUGGUGAAAGUUGAAUAGGGGUAUUUCCCCUUAAUAAUUAAGACUUUCCAACAUAUUAAUGGCACCAGUUAUAUCAGUAUGUAGAACUAGCAAGGCCAAAAAAAAAAAAAGCCACUUAUGCAUCAGGAAUGACAACAAAAUGGCAGGGAACUAUUCACAACCAAAUUUUUGGCAGGUGCUUGAUAGUAAUCUAAGUUAUAAAAAAAUGAAGAUUGGAAGCCUAUAUACUGUGCUCAGAAAGAUUAAUGACUUGAUAUAGCUGAGUGAUAUUUUGGUAAAGUUACUACUACUGUGCCUCAAUACAUACAAUUUGUAGUGUAAAUGAACCAUGUUGACCUCUUGCAAUAAAGGAUCUACAGUUCUAAAUAUUUAAUAAAAAAUACUGAACCUAUUGCCUUCUAUUAA